Alligator sinensis (Chinese alligator) is the source of this 9235-nucleotide messenger RNA. It is a transcript of the gene FTO, whose product is annotated as FTO, alpha-ketoglutarate dependent dioxygenase. Gene Ontology annotation, biological process: regulation of multicellular organism growth; RNA repair; DNA alkylation repair. The record is from RefSeq and is a predicted model, not a curated record. The transcript is spliced from 10 exons. The coding region runs from base 28 to 1686 and encodes 552 amino acids. NCBI's taxonomy places the organism in Eukaryota, Metazoa, Chordata, Crocodylia, Alligatoridae. Gene Ontology annotation, molecular function: ferrous iron binding; broad specificity oxidative DNA demethylase activity; mRNA N6-methyladenosine dioxygenase activity.
CCACUUCCUGUUUGCCCGGCGCGCGGCAUGCCGGGAGCUGUAGUCCCACGCCCGCGUCAGGGCCGUCAAGGGGCGGCCGAGAAGACUACAGGGAGGCAGCCCUCCCCGGUUAUGGUCCAUAGGGCUGGGGCUGCGCGCAUGCGCGAUGCUGGGUGCAUGUGCGGCGGCGGCAGCAUGAAGCGGAGCGCGGGGGAGAGCGAGCAACAAGCGAAGAAACAAAAGCUUCUUGAAGAAAUUGGAGAAAGCUGGCUUCCAUAUCUGACUCCUAGAGAUGCUGAAUUCUAUCAACUGUGGAAGACGAAAUAUUCCAAACUCAUUCUUAGGACAUCUGAUACGGUACCCAAAGAACUGCAUCAAGUUGUGCAAGAUGCUUUUUUGACCUUGCAAAAACAUGGUUGUCUCUUUCAAGAUCUUAUUAGGAUCAAAGGAAAAGAUUGUCUUACCCCAGUAUCUCGUAUAUUAAUUGGAAACCCAGGAUGCACUUACAAAUACUUGAACACAAGACUAUUUACUGUUCCUUGGCCUGUGGAAGGUUCCAAAAUAAAAUAUUGCAAUCCUGAAAUGUUUGAUGCAUGCAAGGCCUUAAUGAAACUUAAUGACUACCUGUAUAAUGAAACAGUCCAGGCUUUAAAAGAGCAAAGUUUGUCUGAGACCAAAGAAACUAAAGAUGCUGCUGUUACAAAUAAGGAACAGGAUUUUUCUACCUGUGUUGAAGGGGAGAGGACCAUUUUGGAAGAUCAAAGCAGCUCGUAUGUACCAAGGACUGAUUGCAUAAACCUAAAGAGCAAAACACCUUAUAACUUGACUUUAUUAAAUUAUAUGGAUCCACUACAAAUGCUGUACUUAAAACAAGAGCCUUAUUUUGGAAUGGGGAACAUGGCUGUGAGUUGGCACCAUGAUGAGAAUCUGGUUGAAAGGUCAACAGUAGCUGUGUACAGUUACAGCUGUAAAGAUCCUGUGAUUAACAGAAAUCAACUACAGGAUUUGAGAGGGCGAGACCCAGCUGUUUGGCAUGUGGGUCUGAAGAUUGCAUGGGACAUAAAGACGCCUGGAUUAGCAUUACCCCUUCACCCAGGAGACUGCUACUUUAUGCUGGAUGAUCUCAAUAUGACACAUCAGCACUGUGUGUUGGCUGGCUGGCCACCUCGGUUCAGCUCUACUCACAGAGUGGCAGAGUGCUCAAGAGGGACUCUGGACUACAUUUUUAGGCAGUGUGAGACAGCACUGCAGAAUUUACAAGAUGAUUCUGAAUCAGUGGCUUUAUCUUUGAAAUCACUGGAAGUCACGAUUGUAAAGGAAGUAGAAGGAAUUCAUAAUGAGGUUGAAUUUGAAUGGCUUAGGCAGUUUUGGUUUCAGGGCAAACGCUAUAGGAAGUGCACUGAUUGGUGGUUUGAACCUAUGGCUAAACUGGAAGAAUUUUGGAAAAAGAUGGAGAUUAUGACAAGCCUGGUGCUCAGUGAAGUUGGAAAAGAGGAAUGUACCAUGGAACAAAGGAAUGAAAUAGUCAGCUGCUUCUUACCAUUUCUUACUGAACGACAAGAGCUACGCAAAGAAUGGACAGCAAGGAUAGGUGGAUCUAGCCAUUUUUUGGAUGAUAAUACCCAUUGCCACUACAAAGGAACAACAGUCAAACUUGCAGUGUUGAAUAUGGUGCCAGUCCCAGCUGGCAAAGAGUUUACCAGAUGAGCAGAAGCCAGAGUGCCAUCCCUACUGGAAGAAUGAUGAUUCUAACAUGCCUCUCCCAUAUGAUCUUGAAGAAGUAAUUGCUAAACUCCAGGCCCUGCUUCAAUAAAUGGAGCACUAGAAGGUGUAUGCCCAGAGUAAAAUUACUUGUACCCAUCUCUUGAAAAGAAAAUAUCUAAAGUGAAUUGAAUCUCUGCAGUGUUUUUAUAUUUAAAUCACAUAGGUUUAUUUCUUCCUUGAGUACAAGUUCCUGUCCAUUGUAACUGAAUUAUGUUUUGUAGCUACUCAUUUAGAAAUUUCUAAAAUAAAAAAGAAUAAGGCCUAGAUCUACACAAAAGACUUAAGUAUCAUAAGUGGAACUAACUUAGAAUUUAGGCACCUCACGCCAAGAAUGUGAUCUGUAACCUCACCAAACCCAUAGGUACCCAAGGUUUUGCCAGUAGAAUUCCCUAGCUGCUUGAAGGUCUGUUUCUGUGAAUGCCAAGAAUUUCUCCUAUGCUGCCUUGACUGAGAAGCUCAGUUCCUGUUGACAUGUGCAUACUGUCCCUGCUGAGAAGCAUGCCACUCUCACCUACUUCCGCUCUAAACACACCAACCCAGGAAGAGGCAGCGAAAUUGUUUUGGAGGUUCCCCUUGCCACCCCCGUCAAAAAUGCCAGAGAUGAGGAUCUGAAGAGGAGCAGCAGGUGGUGACCUCAGGACAAUUUAAUUGUCUCAUUUCUAGGUUUGGCAUAUGUGGGGCAGGAGCAGAAGGGCUGUGUGCAUUUCUUGGUCACCCUCCCAGAGCACUGCAGAACCAUAGACAUACCUGCCGUCAUAGAGCAGCCUGAUCAGGAUCUGCAACUAGGCGUCCUCCAUUUACCUUCCUUGAGGGACUUCAUUAGAUCAAAAUGUUCUGAAUGCACCUAACUCAUCUAUUACACAGUCAACCCAGCCAUUUUUAUUUAAAAUUGUGAGUGGAAGAGGAAAGAAGUGCUAGCGCAGUUGUUUGUUGGUUACAGUAUUCACCUGGAUGGAGAGAAAUUUCCUAUGAAGGCAUCCUAAAAGGUUCUAGCCAGUAGCUUUCACCUCCAGGAGAGUGUCCUAACUGCCAGGUUAUCACCGUUCUGGAGGAAGGGCACACCUCACCCCUCCUGCUGGAGCUGUACCACUGUCCCAAAGAGAAUACAUAAUCCACUGGGCUGGCAAAAGGGAGCAAAAAAGAAGCCUGAUCCAUUUGCCCACUGACUAGGAUUUUUUUUUUAAACGUGUUUUGCACUAAACAGUCAGUGCAUAAAAUGCACAUGCAGUCCACAAAGCAAUGUUUGGAACCUGCGUUGGUUUGAUGUUAAGUUGAUUUGUGAGUUUAUCCCAAAAUACAAAAAUGUAAGAUGUUAAAAAUAAUGUUGUUUGUGAUCUAUUUUGUAAUAGGAUACUAGAAAAGCAGGCAAUUCCUUUCUGGUCCAUUGGGACUAUCCAGAAUAAAAGCCAAUUUUCUUUCAUUUACAUUGUAUUCUAACUGGCACCAGUUUAUUUCUUCCCAAAUGACAAAAAAAAAAGAGCUUGUGAUGCAAAAAAGUGCUUAUUAUCACCUCAGAAAGGAUAAGAUCCGGUGCUCAGCAUGGCUAAUAUAGAGGUGGAACAUACCUGCAGGACUAACAUUUUAUUUAAAAAUCACCGUUCAGACCAGGUUUCCUUAGAGUCUGCUGCCAGAAUAGCUAUAGUAUGCUUACUAGCAAAGCCGUCUGGUAUGGACGCAGUUUAUACUGGCAGAACUGUGAUUUUUGCCCAGUGUAGUUUAUGCCAGCCCCCCCUUGAGCAAAAUAAUUUAUGCCAGGAAAAGCUCCAUUUUGCGGACAUAACUGUGUCUACACCUGGGCACUCUUCCCAGCAGAGCUGUGUCUGUCAGGAACUGCAUCUCUAUGCACCCCUGAGCACCAUUGCUUUGCCAGUUCAAGAUUAUAGAGUUGGCAUGAAUGUGAAUAUAUGUUAUAUGCCUUACAUUCCAUGACUUUUGUUGUGGCCAUCAGCUACCACUAAAAAAGUGAGGCCCCUUUUAAAGAACAAAUAAUUAAUUGAAUAGAGUUUGAUUGUAUUAGCACCUUGUUCCUGCAAACACUGUUUAACUGAUGCUUCUUGCACCACAGCUUCUUAAGACUUUAAAACAAUGCAGUUUUGUGAACACAGCUUUUUUCCCCCUGCUCUAGUUGGGCAAACAGCAUACAUUUGGAUUGUUGCCACACUAAAUAUUGUUUACUUCGGAGAUCAUUUAGAGACAAGCUAGUUGAAGGUGUGGGAAUUCUAUUUUGGAAAAGGUAGUUCUCAUGCAGACAGAUACUGCUUUGGAAACUAGCAAUAUGGAUUCAAACAGGCUAAUGAUAUAGCACAGUUAAGGCAAGGUUUAAGGGGGUUGUUUGUUUCUGCUGUUUCUUUAUGAUUAUUUUUGGUUUAAUUAAGCAUAGCUAGAAACGCUGGGAAUCACAGUGGUGAAAUGAUUUUGACAGGCAUAAAGGGUACAGAAUGCAUGUAAAUGUUGAAAACUGUGGAUAAAAUGGAAGCAUAGCUAUUAAAAAUGAUUGGCAAAUAAUUAUUUACUGCAGUAUUCAAAAGUCACUAAUUUUUUGUUCUUUGAUUAGGAGACUGAUGGUAACUAUAAUAGAAUGUUUAAAAAUCCAUGAAUCUAAGGCCUUGUUAAUGCUGGGAAUGAAGCCAGUCGAAUAUCUGCACUGGUACAAUCUUCUAGUGCAGGCAGAUCAAAUUACCAUAAACCACAAUAUACAAUAGUACAGGUUCAAACUGGUGGAAAUCUAGGAAAUCCUUGGAAUGGACAAAACCUAAGAUUUCCCAGGCAAGAUAUUGAUGCUCAGACACCCAGAUAUGGCUCAAAGAGGAUUUAAAUGUUUUGUGUUGGAUUUGGAGCUCAGUUGUGCCACUGUAAAUCCAAAUAAUAUCACUGAACUCAGUGGGAAUACAGCAGCAUAAGAGCAGAAUUCAGCCCUCCCUUUCCCUGGCCUCAUCAGGGACAACAGCAAAUGUUUGGCAAAGUAGAUUGGAAUUCUCCAAAACGCAUAGUAGUUCUGAAGGUGUCAGCAGAAAAGAACAGACCAGAACUCAUUCAUAAAAGAAUGAGUGCUUAGUAUAAUUACUGCCCUUUCCAAUUAAUUGUUAGAAAAAGACAAUAACAAGAACAUGAUUUACAAGUUUUCCUUAUGUCAUUUAAAUAAUUUUGACCAAGGUCAUCCUGAAAUGAUCCUUUUGCAAUCCAUUAAUAUUGUAACAUUAGGUAGCCCAUUACCAUUUUGGAUGUGCUACAAAAACAUUCUUAACCCAGGCCUCUAAUGAAUGUUCUAUGUAUGGCAACUGUUUAUUGACUCUAGAUGCCUGAGGACCGAGGUCAGUCUGUUUCAGGGGGAAAGCAUAAAUAAGCUUCUAACAGUAGAUUCUGUGAUUUUUUUUCAAAUGGUGAAGUUCAUGACUUUGCUUACAUUUACUUUUCAUCAGCCCUGAAAGAAUUGAGGUAAAAUAGUUCCCUUGCACGUGUGUGUCAAGCUAAAUGGAUUACAGAAGAUACAGAUCUGUUUGCCUGUCUGCACUUGCCUUUAGACAAUAUUCAUCAAUUUUACAAAAGCUACUGACUAAACAUGGAACCCAUACAAAUGAAAUGCUCAAGGCAGGGACUUUAAAAAACACACGCUCUGAUACAAAGUUGGUUUUACACUGAUAGAAGGAAAAUGUUGGCAGAAAAUGAAAACCUUUUAUUGUGACUCCAGUUUAGGGGAUGAAAGGUAAAGGCCAUUUUUAAAGUGUUCAAUAGAAAACUGCUGGUUUUGUGCCAGGUAGAUUAGACAUUUUUUCAUAAAGCAUUAUUUGUGUCUCUGCAUAUGAAGCUAUUCCAUCCUGGAGGUUCUUUUCCUUAUUGUUGAGGUUAAGUAAAUAAAUAUAUAUUAACACCAAUAUAAUAGAUUUUAAAGGCAUCAUUCUUGCACUCUGAGCUUUACAAGAGAGUCUGAAUGUCUAAAAUGUAAAUAAGAAUGCCAUGAAUAAUUACCAACUGGAAAACAUUCAGGAUGUGUAGCAUGCAGCAUAAUAAAUAUCCAGAUCAGUUCUCUUUAUUAUCAUCAUGAAAUAGUUGAUAUUUUCAUUGGUAAUGAACUGGAUUUACUUAACAAGCUAUCCUUUCAAAUCAUGCAAGGCCUCUGUAAUGUUGUGGAACAGGUUUGGGUAUUCAAGAGCCAGAAUAACAACAAAACAGGCAUGAAAAGAAUAAAAAAUCCAUGACACACAAUGCAAAUGAAUGAAGCUACUGUGCUAACAAUGGGCAGAAUUAUCUUCUUGGUUAAAACAGUGCAGUGCAUUGAUCCAGUGUAAUGCAAUGUAAAUUGUGCUAGUGUAACUGAGAUGAAUCUGGGUGAUAUAGUGCCUGACGUGUGGGAAGAAAGACAAGGUGAGGAAGAGAUGUGGCUUAAUUAGGUCACAACUUUAUUAACUUAAUUCAGUAUAGUUCAGUAGACUCUUUUCUUAAUUAUUUCUACCUGGAAGAGAGCUAAUUCCAGCUCCCUGUGACUCCACAGCUGGUUUCCCAGUCUGUUCCUGGGUCUUCCAUGAGAGUUGUUGCAAUAGACACUUGGAUCCCAAUCCUAUUUCCCACUUUUCUCUAGGGCAUCCCUUCCCUCAAUCCCACUUUUAAUUCUGGUUUAUCAGGGAACCAGAACCCCUAUGAAAUAAAUACUUGCACUGGACACCAUCCAUCUAUUAGGUUGUAACGUGAAUCUUACUUCUAGACCUAUUACCCCACAUCUGUGAGCUGCUAUCCCAAAGGUGAAAUAUUGCCACUCUGCCCCCAGCUAAUCUGGCACAAAGGUUAGAGUUUCCAAUCCCAAAAAGUAAUCUAUUACAAUCUCCACCAAAAAUCUCAGUCCUACACUAAUCCCAGGGGAUGGACAAUCAAGCAAACUGUAAUUAAUCAAGUUACUAUAAAUUCAAAGGGGGUGUAGGGAUUUAGGGGUUGUCAGCUGAUUUGUAACUAUGUACCUACUCUUACCUUCCAGGACAGUUUAAUUCUUAAUGACAAUGGUGUAGGGUAUAAUGGUUUAGUUUUUGCUUGCUGUGGGAGUAACAGGCACAUGAACAUUUAUUAUAGAGCAGUUGGUACCCAGUAGUAAAUGCUUGUUCUCUUUUAACUUAAUAUAAUUUAACUCUCAGAGAUAGGUUGGAGUUGUAACUCAGCCCCCAAGAAGGAGUUUAGACUAGAAGUACAGCUUAUUAGUAGUAUGCAUGGGCUAAUGGCUUAUUGCCUAGGUCAGGUGAUACCUUCCCAAACUCUGCCCUGGCCACACACAUUCCUUCUAAAACAAUGAGAAAUGAGGACCUUGCACUAUUUUCUUACCAGUAUAAACCAAAAAUUACCUACCUCUCAGGUUGUGGGGUGCAUAUCCAUCCUGCUUCUCAAGCUAAGACAGUACAUUUUGAUGCCUUUAUUAAAUAAAAUAAUUUAUAAGUUUGUGGAGAAGCUGCAUUUGUUAAGGCUAUAGAUUAGGUACCAAUUAGCUGUUAGUUUGUUCCAUUAAAAUGGUAGCAUUUAGCAGAGGAGAAGAACAAUUUACACAUGACCCUAAUUCCUACCAAAUAAAAUUGGAUCAUCUAAGCUUUAUCUUUCAUUGUCAUGGAGAAAUCACAUAUAUUUCAUAUGACGUAAAAGACUUCAUUCUUUCAUGAUUUCAAGCUUGUGAAGCCCCAGUGGUUCUAAUGUACAUGUAUGUGGUGCAAAUCAGAGUUUGGUCACAAAAUUAGCCCCUUUUUCUUUGUCUUCAAAUACUUGUCUCCAUGCCAAGGCAUGUUGCUCUGAUUAUUUGUCUUGAUUAGAGACUGAUAGAGUAAAGUCAGGUGUAUAGGAUUCCUAUUAUCCUUUAUUUCAUUGGUUCUGUGAACAGAUCAGAUAUUUAUUUCGGUGAAAAAGGGAACAAUCAGCUUCUGUUUACCAUUAACAUUCAGUUUUCCAUUUCUUAAAAUCAAACCAAAGUUUGGUAGGCAAUGAUUUUCGUACAUGUCCCUUGAUCAAUGGAACACUGUCAGAAUCUAUUAAAGCCUCCAUUAGCUUGAUCGCAUUCAAAGCUAAACUAUUGGAUUAUUUAAAAAGCUGCAGUGAUUGUUUAAAAUAUACUAUACAUUGAUUUCUCUCUGUAAGUAAAGUGGCAUAACUUUGAAAGUAAGUGUGUACGACUAAGACUCCAGGCACUGUCUCCAGUAUAUUCUAAGAAGCUUAUUUUCCCUUUGAGAAUACCUACAUAACAUGUUUUAAGUUGCAAUCCCUUGUACUUUUCAAGGGUUUUUCCUCUAAUUUAUCCUGUUUCAUUGUAUCAGUCAAAUGUAAUGCAUGUGGAAUGGAAGAUAUAGAUUUGCCAAGGGCCUCUCAACUGAAUAGUUUCACUGAAAAGGUUUAAUGAGUAAUGAUCAGGGACAUCCCUGGGGAAAGGGGGGGCGAAUCGGGGCAACCGCCCCAGGCCCCGCACUUUGGGGGGCCCCUCAGACAGUGCCUUACAGGCCCCACUGCAGCUGCCACGCACCACCACUGCCAAAUGCUGCCCAGUCUGGCCACUCGCCCUCCCCCUCCCAGGCCCCCCACAGGCUGAUAUGCCCCGGGCCCUGCACACCCCUAGGGACAGCUAUUCUAAUAAUACUAGCAUUUAAAAUAACUAAUAUUUGGUGAACUCAUCUAGAGAUCUCAGAACACUUUACCGGGAAGAACUGUGGCACACCAGUUAAAAGUUAGCUUCUGUUCUGAAAAGGAACUCUGGAACAUGAAAAUUGUGCAUCCACUACUUCUAUUUAAAUUUACAGAAGUUUCAAUUUAAAAGAUAAUUUAGCAGUCUGCCAUUCCUACAAAAAUCAGACUAGGAUGUGAAAGUGAAGUUGUCUUAUUUUCUUCCACUUUUAGUCAUAACAGGUAGUGUUUAUCAAGGUGAGAAUGUACUGGCCAGAUCUAUAUUGAAAUACUUGGUAUGUACCUAUUAGCAUUUUUUCUUAGUAUUUUUCUACCUAUUUUGAUAAUCUAACAAUUUAAUAGCCAAACAUUAUCAAAGCUUUCCAUGCUGAUGUUAUGGUUGCUGUUCUUUUAUAUUUGUGUCAUUAAUAAAUCUAGAAAUAUUAUUCAUCAGAUCGUAAGAUUACAACCUUCUCCCCCACAAAAGUAUUCAUAAAAAGUGUUGCUUUUGGGUUAGUUGUUUAAUAGUACCCUUGUUUUUUAAUUUUUAUUAAAAACUUAAUAAAACACUUAAGAACUCUUAAUAAAGCACCAUAAUAUGCAUUACUAUAUACAUGUAGACUUUGUAUAUUUUUUGUAUUUGUUCAUUUUAAUUCAAUUUACCAAAAAGACCAUUUGUCUGUUGUUUGUCCUCCAGAAUGUGCUACUAAUGUGGCUAACUACCUCUCUCUAUUAUCUGUAGGAUAGAGUGGGGUAGUAAAUUUGUUCAUGAUAAUAAAUGGUGACAGUAAGGAGUUAAUUGAAAUCUGGGAAACAGAGCAAUUAAGCAAGUGUCCUGGGAAAUGCUAAACAAAUAAAAUUUAUUUACAGGCAA